GAAACCCCUCCCUUCAAACUGAGCAAACAGCUGCAGAAAGCCUUGGAGAAGGAGAACAGCAGGCAGCAAGAUGGGCUCCAGCAGCUCCAGCCUGAACAACGUCCCAAACGGCCAGGAGCUCCAGCAGCAAACGGGAUUCUCUGCUGCCCACCUCCUCCGUCUCUACGAGAGGUUUCAGUUUCUGGAUAAAGACAACCGAGGACACCUCAGGCCCGAGGACUUUGAAGCAGUGCUGGAGUUGUCUGAGAAUCCCAUCGGUGACAGAAUAGUUGAAGCCUUUUUCAAGCCAGGCCAGGAAACGGUGGACUUCCCUUCCUUUGUCCGAGUUCUGGCUCACUUUCGUCCAACUGAGAAAAACCGAAAUAGAGACAAAGGACAGCCGGAUCCAGCCAACAGCCGAACCCGGAAACUUAAAUUUGCCUUCCGGCUGUACGACCGGGACAGAGACGGAAAGAUCUCCAGAGCGGAGCUUCUUCAGGUGCUGAGGGAAAUGCUGGGUAUGCAGGUGACAGAGGAGCAGCUGCAGAGCAUCGCAGAGAGGGCCAUCCAGGAAGCCGACCUGGACAAGGACGGCGCCAUCUCCUUCGAUGAGUUCAGGAAGUCGCUGGAGAAAGUGAACAUCGACCACAAGAUGAGUAUUCGCUUCCUGGAAUAAAGAUGCAGCUUCAACCGAGGAUCUGAAGACUUGUCUCUGACUGGUCUCACCUGCUGCUGGAUCUGGACAGACACCCAUUUACAAGACCUGCUCCACAUGCUGGGCUUUAGACAACAGGGGGAGGGGAAGCAUACAUUUAGUGGUCAUCAAGAAGGUUAGAGUCUAGUGAAAAUGGUUCUAUGAAAACGAAGCGAAUCAAUUAUAGAUCCAUCAAAUAGGGAAGAGGGAAAUAGUUAAAGCCUUAGUCUCUUUAAUUUUAAUCAUUCUGAUUUCCAGAGAUGAAAUCCCGACAUUUAGCAUCUCAGAAAAGGUUGAGAAAAAGUUGAAUAUUGAAACCUGAUGUCAUACCCUAAUCAGCUUAUUAACACAGGAUUGAAAGUCAUCAAAAGAUCCAAGCAUAUUCAUAGAGGUGCGAGUGAAAGG
This is a messenger RNA of Cyprinodon variegatus (sheepshead minnow), 1078 nucleotides long. It is a transcript of the gene chp2, whose product is annotated as calcineurin B homologous protein 2-like. NCBI's taxonomy places the organism in Eukaryota, Metazoa, Chordata, Actinopteri, Cyprinodontiformes, Cyprinodontidae. The transcript is spliced from 7 exons. The record is from RefSeq and is a predicted model, not a curated record. Bases 71 to 655 code for a protein of 194 amino acids. Gene Ontology annotation, molecular function: calcium ion binding.